Messenger RNA from Exaiptasia diaphana, 1521 nucleotides. RefSeq lists its product as uncharacterized. The transcript has a single exon. Bases 1 to 1521 code for a protein of 506 amino acids. Gene Ontology annotation, biological process: DNA integration. Gene Ontology annotation, molecular function: nucleic acid binding. The record is from RefSeq and is a predicted model, not a curated record. Lineage: Eukaryota; Metazoa; Cnidaria; Anthozoa; Actiniaria; Aiptasiidae.
AUGAGCUCGAGUAUUCAAGUUACAGAUGAUGACGCCAUCGUAAAACUGAUAGAAAGGUAUUCGUCAUGGAAUAGGCUAAAGCGAGCCGUUGCGUGGUUGCUGAAGUUUAAGUUAUGGCUUCAAACCAAGAAAACUUGCCAGUCGAAAUCACUGACAGUAAACGAUCUUAACCAAGCUGAAACUACAAUAAUAAAGCACAUCCAAAGGCAAGCGUAUCCGGAAGUCAUUAAAGUGUUCAACGGUUCUGAUCACCGUCAAGUCAAGGCGAAGCURAAAGGAUUACCGUCAUCACUUCAUGGAUUGAGUCCCAUAAUCGAUGAACAAGGAGUGUUGAGAGUGGGAGGAAGACUAGAAAACUCAUCUGUCAGACAUCAGAUUAUCCUGCCAAGAUGUCAUCGCGUAACGGAUCUCAUAAUCCAGGCCUGUCAUGAAGAUUGUGGACAUCUCGGGGAAUCGUACGUAUUGUCGCAUCUGCGCCAAAGGUAUUGGGUAAUUAAAGGAAAGUCAGCAGUUCGCAGAGUUAUCGGAAAGUGUUUCCUUUGUAAAAGGAUGAACAGUUUGCCUAUGACGCAAAUGAUGGGAGAACUACCAAAAGAAAGAGUCAAGCCAGAUGAUCCUCCAUUUACGUCAGUUGGUGUUGAUUUCUUYGGCCCAAUUUACGUGCGUCAACGACGAUCACAUGUCAAACGAUACGGAUGUAUUUUUACCUGCCUGGCAACAAGAGCAACCCACAUCGAAGUAGUCGAAUCAUUGGAUACUGAUUCGUUUAUAAAUGCCUACCGUAGAUUUGCCAAUACCAGAGGAAACCCUUCCGUGGUGUACAGUGAUAACGGUACUAAUUUGCGGGCUGGAGAGAGGGAGAUACACAAAGCAAUCCAAGAAUGGAACCAAGACAAGAUUAACCAGACUUUGAGCCAGAAAAACGUACAAUGGUAUUUCAAUCCUCCAAAAGCCUCACACAUGGGUGGUGUCUGGGAGCGCGUAAUCAGGUCAAUCCGAAAGAUAAUGAGAGCGAUACUUGGAAGUAAGGUUGUUACUGAUGAAGUCUUACGAACAACUAUGUCCGAAGUGCAAGCAAUUCUCAACAGUCGACCACUAACACCACUCAGCAACGAUGUAAAGGACAUGGAAGUGCUUACCCCUAACCAUCUGUUGCUUUUACGAAGUAAUGCAAAUCUGCCUCUAGGGCUUCAUAGCGAGGAGCAUGGCUACUGUCGACGCAGGUGGAAACAGGUACAGCAUCUAGCGAACGUAUUUUGGCAGCGAUGGCUGAAAGAAUAUCUUCCAAUCAUGCAAGUACGACAGAAAUGGCUCAGGCCCCAGCGCAACCUACAAGAUGGAGAUUUGGUGCUAAUAGCAGACGAGAAUACCCCGCGUGGUAAAUGGCCAAUUGGCAAGGUUACAAAGGUGAACAAAGGAAGAGAUGGUUUGGUACGUUCAGCCUGUCUCUCCACAAGUUCCGGAUCUAUGGUCACAAGACCUAUCACAAAGCUCUGUUUUCUUGAACACCAAGAACAAUGA